UUUGAAACUUCAGCUGUUUCAGUGUGGCAUUUGUUUGUUUUGAAUUGGUGGAAUCUUCAGCAGGCAAGUACAACAACGAGCGAAGGACGCCAAUUGCGGGAGAAGGAUAAUUGAGCGCUUUAACCUUCUCGUUUAAUGUUCAAAUUUAUGCCAAAGUAGCGCGUAACAACAGUAGACAAUACAGCGUCCGUGUGGGGGUGCGGUGGGAAAGAUUUGUACGGCACUGGGCCAAAAAAACGUUUUAUAUGCAGGAUGCCGUACUUUUUGGUAGAAAUUCCGGUUCGGACUGGGGGUACAGAGUUGCUUGCUGCGCCAGCCAAUUGGAUACAGCGGCCAGAGGAUGGACUGGCCUUUGUGUACUGGCCGCACGUUAGAAACAUUAGGAAGCUGAAUGCACUGUUUGCAGACGAAUACAGCACACCGUCGGAGGUUUGGGAGAAGCAUGCAUGUGAAAUUCUUUGCCGAAACAUCCCAUCGCUGGAAUCGGCCGAUAAAAUGAUAGAAACGAUGGAAAUGGAAACCGAGCAAUCGAAUGCAACCAUAUUUUUACAAGACACUGCACCAGCUACCCGGCCAAAUAUUCGUGUCAGGCAAGAGCUGCAGGGUAAGCCGGCUGCGAAUCAACGCUCGAACGACAACGUGCAGAAGCUAUUAUCCUGUAUCAACAAGCAGCUGGCGGACAGUGAUCCGUUGUGCGAGGUAAAACCAUGUCCGCAGCUGCUCGACCUGAUGAACGAGCUGAAGUAUAUGAUACAGAGCAAUCAGGAGGAGAUACGCAAGAAGCUAAAGGAAGGAUUUGGUAAAGUAGAAAAAUCGUUGGUUGCACAGCAAAUGGAAGCGCACGUGAGGCAGAUCGCUAUCGAACGCGAGGAAUCGGGCGCAACGGCAAGGAUCCCGGGUUUCGAUCGGACGGAAAAGUUUAAAGUCGACACGCUGUGCGAUAUGGACGAGGUGGAAAAGUUUGAAGAGCGUCUGAAUGAGGAUGAAUAUCUCAAGCAGGUUUGCGGCUGGAUCGAUUCGAGCCUAAGGCUGGUGCGCGAAUCCGAGCACCGAAUGCACAUCCUGCUGGACCAGCUAAUCGACCGGAAGCUGUUUGCCACCUUCAGCUGGACCGGUGCCGGGAAAGAUAAGCAUGCGCUGAACAUGCUGAAAAACAUACUCGGGCUGUUUGAGUACGCAGGCACUACGCCGAUGCAGCGGGUCGAUCAUCUUUCGGUGGAAAGUUUUAUGCGCAAAAAGUUGCACAACUCAGUCACGCGUGCCAAAGCGAAAGGUAUGCGCAGGAGUGUGCCUCACAGCCGUAAGCGCAUUAGGCGGACCCUGCCGGGCACGGUACCGGCGAAGUACGUGCUGGUCAAUACAAAGUCCCCGAAAGUGCCAUCGGGCACGAGAGGACGCGCUUUAGCAAAGAAGGAGGAACAGAGCGGACAAUCGUCAUCCGCAUCAUCAUCAUCAUCAACAUCGUCGUUCAGUGUACAGGUUGCCGCUACUGACAAUCUGAGUGGUUCGGAAUGUAUAAUAAUUAAGGAAGAUCCUGCCGCUUACAUAGAUGUGUUGGAUGACUACGAAGAUAUGGUGGAUUAUAGAAAAUUGCAGAUGUAAAAGCGGAUGUUUCGGUGUAGUGCGCGUCAGUAAAUUAAUGAACACAAUUAAGUAUUCGACUAAACUCGCUUCAUGCUAAGGAACUUGUCUAAGCCUUCUACGUAAGAAUGGAACAAGCAAUUAUCUUGGCGCCUCUCGUAAACUUCUCGAAUCCUGUUCCAUUCCAUUCCAUCGCAAUCCAUUACUAGAAGUAAAGUACCGAAGCCGUUUAUUCUACCGAUAGCAAUAAACUGUCCAUUGAUGUCGUUUCUAUUAAUAGUA
Anopheles stephensi (Asian malaria mosquito) is the source of this 1863-nucleotide messenger RNA. RefSeq lists its product as uncharacterized. The record is from RefSeq and is a predicted model, not a curated record. NCBI's taxonomy places the organism in Eukaryota, Metazoa, Arthropoda, Insecta, Diptera, Culicidae. The coding region runs from base 253 to 1602 and encodes 449 amino acids. The transcript is spliced from 2 exons.